GGACUUCAGCAGGUAGGACCGGGUCGGGUUAACCAGGUAGGACCGGGUCGGGUUCAGCAGGUCGGACCGGGUGGGGUUCAGCAGCUCCUCCCAUUGGACGUCAGCAGCUGUCAUGGUGGACGCGGCGGCCGCGGAGCUUUUCCUGGACGCCAACCCGCAGUUCGCCAAGCAGUUCUACGACCUCAACUACCGACCCGAGGUCGUGUCCGAGCUGCUGGACGGCGGGCGGCGGGCGGCGCUGGACGUCAGCGCGCUCCACGAGCUCACGUCGGUGGAGGAGAGCGAGGUGCUCUUCGACCUGAUGAGGGACAUCCAGGACAACCUGCAGAUGGAGAGGUCCGUGUUCAACCUCAUGAGACACCUGAGCUUCAUGCUGAGGGCCGACCGCAUGAGCCUGUUCAUGUACCGGCAGAGGAACGGCGUGGCCGAGCUGGCCACCAGGUUGUUCAGCAUCAGCAAAGACUCACAGUUCGAGGACUGCCUGGUGCCGCCCGACAGUGAGAUCGUGUACCCGCUGGACAUGGGCAUCGUGGGCCACGUGGCCUCCAGCAAGAAGAUGGUCAACAUCCCCGAUGUGGCCGAGAGCGCUUACUUCAGCGACUUUGUGGACGAGCUGACGGAGUUCAAGACGAAGAGCGUGCUGGCGGUGCCCAUCAUGAACGGUAAAGACAUGGUGGCCGUGAUGAUGGCCGUCAACAAGCUGGACGGGCCGAGCUUCAGCGCCAAGGACGAGGAGAUCCUCAACAAGUACCUGAACUUCGCCAACCUGAUCCUGAGAGUCUUCCACCUGAGCUACCUGCACAACUGUGAGACCCGCAAGGGGCAGGUGCUGCUGUGGUCGGCCAGCAAGGUGUUCGAGGAGCUCACCGACAUCGAGCGUCAGUUCCACAAGGCGCUCUACACCGUCAGGGCGUUCCUCAACUGUGACCGCUACUCCGUGGGCCUGCUGGACAUGACCAAGACCAAGGAGUUCUUUGACCUGUGGCCGGUGCUCAUGGGGGAAGUUCCUCCGUACGAUGGACCCAAGACUCCUGACGGCCGGGAAAUCAUCUUCUACAAACUGAUCGACUACAUCCUCCACGGGAAAGAGGACAUCAAGGUCAUCCCGAACCCUCCGGCAGACCACUGGGUUCUGGUCAGCGGGUUGCCGACCUACGUGGCCGAGACCGGACUGAUCUGUAACAUCAUGAACGCCGCGCAGGAUGAUUUUUUCAAGUUCCAGAAAGAGCCUCUGGACGACUCCGGCUGGACCAUCAAGAACGUUCUGUCGAUGCCCAUCGUCAACAAGAAGGAGGAGAUUGUGGGCGUGGCCACGUUCUACAACCGGAAGGACGGGAAGCCGUUUGACGAGAUGGACGAGACUCUGAUGGAGUCCCUGACCCAGUUCCUGGGCUGGUCGGUUCUGAACACCGAUACGUACGACAAGCUGAACAAGCUGGAGAACCGGAAGGACAUCUUCCAGGACAUGGUGAUGUACCACAUCAAGUGCCGCAAGGACGAGAUCCAGCACAUCCUGAACACCAGGGAGCGCUGGGGGAAGGAGCCGGAUGCCUGCGAGGAGGAGGAGCUCCAAGAGAUUCUGACCGAGGUGCUGCCGGACUCCAAGGUGUCGGAGAUCUUCGAGUUCCACUUCUACGACUUCCACCACACGGAGCUGGAGCUGGUGAAGUGCGGCAUCAAGAUGUACUACGAGCUGAAGGUGGUGGACAAGUUCCACGUGCCCAGAGAGACCCUGGUGAGGUUCAUCUAUUCCCUCAGUAAAGGCUACAGGAGCAUCACGUACCACAACUGGAGACACGGGUUCAACGUGGGGCAGACCAUGUUCACCCUGCUGAUGACGGGCGAUCUGAAGCGCUACUACACAGACCUGGAGUGCAUGGCCAUGGUGACCGCCGGCCUCUGCCACGACAUCGACCACCGAGGAACCAACAACCUCUACCAGAUGAAGUCAGGUAAUCCUCUGGCGAAACUUCACGGUUCCUCCAUCUUGGAAAGACACCAUCUGGAGACCGGAAAGACUCUGCUGAGAGAUGAAUCCCUGAACAUUUAUCAGAACUUGAGUCGCCGUCAACACGACCUGGUGAUCCACCUCAUGGACAUCGCCAUCAUCGCCACGGACCUGGCGCUCUACUUCAAGAAGAGGACCAUGUUCCAGAAGAUCGUGGACCAGUCCAAGACCUACGAGAACUUGAACGACUGGACCAAGUACAUGAUGCUGGAGACCACGCGCAAGGAGAUCGUCAUGGCCAUGAUGAUGACCGCUUGUGACCUGUCUGCCAUCGCCAAACCCUGGGAGAUCCAGAGCAAGGUGGCGCUGGCUGUGGCUGCAGAGUUCUGGGAGCAGGGAGACUUGGAGAGGACGGUCCUGGAACAAAUCCCCAUCCCCAUGAUGGACAGAAACAAAUCCGCCGACCUGCCGAAGAUGCAGUGCGGUUUCAUCGACUUCGUCUGCACCUUCGUGUACAAGGAGUUCAGUCGUUUCCACGUGGAGAUCACGCCCAUGCUGGAGCGCCUGCUGAACAACCGCAAGGAGUGGAACGCGCUGAAGGAGGUGCACGAGGCCAAGCUGGCCGCCAUCGAGGAGGCGCAGAAGGCCAAAGAGGAGGCGCCGGGCAAAGCUGCCGGCGCCAAGCAAGCAGCGAGUGCGGCCCAGUCUGAUUCAAAGACUUGUAUUCUCAGUUGAAGAAGCUUCAACAGAACCAGAAAGCUUCAGUACUUUGUGGUCCAGUCGCUGCUUUGAUGAUGAGAAAUGUUAUUUAUGUAUUUGCUGUUUCACCUGUAACACAUGUUACACCUGUAACACCUGUAACACAUGUUACACCUGUUACAUCAAACAGUCUUAACUUUAGAAGCCGUCGCUUUGUGAACUAGGCGUUUAGUCUCCAUCGUCACUGGUUUGAAUCUAACUCAUGAUGACGUGUUAGUUUGAGCCUUUUUAGCAUUGCACACAGCAUCGUCUAUGUAUAUGUAUAUAUAUAUAUAUAUAUAUUUAUAAUAUACAUUCAUAAAUAUGCAGUAUUUAUUUAUUUAUAUCUGUAUUUAUAUAAAUAUAUAUAUAUAUUAUUUAUAUAUUUAUAGAUAUAUAAAUAUAUAUAUAUAUAUUUAUUUAUAUUUAUGCAGUAUUUAUUUAUUUGUUUAUAUAUGUAUUUAUAUAUAUAUAUAUAUUAUUUAUAUAUUUAUUGAUAUAUAUAUAUAUAUCUCAAUGUAACCCUUUUACUGUAGUUAAUGAGGAAAUGUGAUAUUGCUUUGUAGAGAUGAUUAAAUAUGCUAUUUUCUAAACGAU
Messenger RNA from Pseudoliparis swirei, 3283 nucleotides. It is a transcript of the gene pde6a, whose product is annotated as phosphodiesterase 6A, cGMP-specific, rod, alpha. The transcript has 24 exons. The record is from RefSeq and is a predicted model, not a curated record. Lineage: Eukaryota; Metazoa; Chordata; Actinopteri; Perciformes; Liparidae. Gene Ontology annotation, molecular function: protein binding; 3',5'-cyclic-nucleotide phosphodiesterase activity. The coding region runs from base 113 to 2683 and encodes 856 amino acids. Gene Ontology annotation, biological process: signal transduction.